This is a messenger RNA of Vigna umbellata (rice bean), 1505 nucleotides long. RefSeq names its product GLABROUS1 enhancer-binding protein-like. NCBI's taxonomy places the organism in Eukaryota, Viridiplantae, Streptophyta, Magnoliopsida, Fabales, Fabaceae. Gene Ontology annotation, cellular component: nucleus. The record is from RefSeq and is a predicted model, not a curated record. Gene Ontology annotation, biological process: regulation of DNA-templated transcription.
AUAUUUCUCAUUGUUGUUUUCAAAACCCUAAUCAGACUUUCACUAACCCUAAUUCUUCCUGUCCAUGGCGCAGAAGCAGAAGCGUCCUUCCCCUCUGGAUGAGCCACCCACGGCUUCUUCUUCAGAUUCCGAGGAAGAAGAAACGCAAAAACCAUCUUCUCUGCGGCAUGGAAACGAAGAGGAAGAAGCUUCGUCGGGAGAAGAUGAAGAAUCCUCUGGAGAAGAGGCAGAAGAUGACGAUCUUCCACCACCCAUCACCAAAACCAACCCUCCACCCGCUCCCACGAACCCUCAUCCCGAAUCCGCAUCUUCUGAUUCCGAAACAGAAUCCGAAUCAGAGACCGAGUCGGAAACUGAAUCCCCUCCUGCGAAGGCGGUAAAGCCUCUCGCGACAAAGCCCAUGGACCAGGCCCAAAAGCCCAAGGCCCUACCUUCUCCGGCGCCACCCAAACCGGCUGUGAAACGCGCCGCCGAGAACAGCAACGCCCACGUCGCGAAGAAAAAGAAGAAAUCCGGCGAUUCUUCUUCUUCCCCUGCCGCUUCCGACGAAGAGAUGGAGGAAGGGAAGAAGUCCGGCGAUCAAAUGAAGAAGUUUCAGAGGCUGUGGAGCGAGGAGGACGAACUCGCCAUUCUCAAGGGCUUGGCCGAGUUCACCUCCAAAACAGGGAACGACCCUCUUAAGUUUGCGGGUGGCAAUGCUUUCCAUGAUUUCUUGAAGAAGUCGCUGCAUGUGGAAGUUACCAGCAACCAGCUGAAGGAGAAGGCUCGGAGACUAAAGAAGAAGUAUGAGAUCGCUGCAGUGAGAGGGAAUAGCGCUGAUGGCCUUAUAUUUGCAAAGCCGCACGAUCAGAAAACGUUUGAAUUGUCGAAAAAGGUUUGGGGAAGUGAGCAAGAUGGUGGAGUGGCCAAUGGGGCAGUGGAAAAGCCCAAGGCUAACGGGAAUGCUGCUAAGAGUCCGAAGAAGAAGGAAACCGGUAGCAGGAAUGUGGCUUCUGCCAAGAAAACUAAACCUGAACCGAAACAGGAGACGGUGCCAGCGACGCGCAUGGAGUUCAAGGAAUCUGAAAAGAUGCAUAUCGAUCAAAAGACUGUUAAUUGUGAAGUGAGUAUGUUUUUGCAUGCAUUGUCCCACUUUAAAGAGGGUCUGGGUGUUUGUGGGUUGGACGAGGAGGAUGUGAAGAAGGGGUUGGAAUUGAUUGGUGAAUCGAAGAGGACAGAGUUGAGGGCAAAGUGGAAGAAAUUACAACGUACUGAAUUGGAACUUUUUGCUAAUCGCUCAGAACUGAUUGGGGAGCAAACUAAAUUGAUAGUUGAGGCACUUCGGUCGUCCAACCAUUAGGAUUCUCAAUGUUGUUUGCUGUCUGUUUUUGGUACUGUGUCACAUGUUCUGAGGAUCUAUCUCCUACGCAUUAUAAUUUUGUGACUAUGGUAUAGUCUUGAUUCGGUAGUAUAGUAUGUUGUUUAGUUAUUGGCUAUAUGAAAGUGUUCUUCUAAAGUUCUUUGCA